GGGACUUUUGACGUUGUUUUUGACGUUUUGUGGAGAAAAAUGCCGAAAUGAAGAAAAUCAAUCAGCACAAAUUGCAGGCCUUUGCUGUGGGGGCCAUGGGGCAGCGUGGCCUUUCCCGGAAGGAGCAGGAAGAGCAGAAGAAGCGCGAGGAGGAACAAGCGGCGGCUCAUGCAUUCCAGGAGUUUGUGGAGACCUUCCAGGAAGCUCCGAGUACACUGUCAAAGGUCUGGGUGAAGGCUGGAACGUACGAUGCUGGUUCCCGGAAGGAAGAUCAUCGGGAACGCGGGAAGCUGUACAAGCCAACGUCCAAGUUGACGGAUGAGAAGAGUUCCACGGAGAAGGCAUCCGAGUAUGCGAUGCAUUUAGCGGGGGAAGCAAAAAAUCAGGAAAAUCGCCUCAAGAAGAAAUCGCAGGAGAAGAAAAAGAGCAAUUUGGAGCUGUUCAAGGAGGAGCUGCGGAUGAUUCAGGAGGAGCGUGAGGAACGGCACAAGUACAAGAAUGUCGCACGAUCAAUGCUCACGCAUCUGGAUUCGGAUUCAGGAACAAAAGAGAAUGACGUGGGAUCCUUUGACAAUGGAGAUCCCAACACGACUAACCUCUAUUUGGGGAAUCUCUCGCCCAAGAUUACGGAGCAGCAGCUAAUGGAGCUCUUUGGCAAGUACGGCCCACUUGCCAGCAUUAAGAUCAUGUGGCCACGCAGUGAGGAGGAGAAGAAUCGCGGGCGGAAUUGUGGCUUUGUGGCCUACAUGAGUCGUCGGGAUGCCGAGAGGGCGCUCAAGUAUCUCAACGGAUGUGACGUCAUGGGGUACGAGAUGAAGCUGGGCUGGGGGAAGUCCGUGCCAAUCUUCAAUCAUCCCAUCUACAUCCCACCCGCCCUGGUGGAGUACUCAAUGCCACCCCCACCAUCGGGGCUCCCCUUCAAUGCCCAAACUCAGGGUGGGGAGCCCGUGGAGGAGCGUGUCUCCUCCGCUGAGUACAUGGCCAAUGCGGAAGCACGAGAGGAGCUGAACAGCGUCCUCCGGGAGUCCGUUGUGAAGGUUGUCAUCCCCACAGAUCGCACCCUGUUGGCCCUCAUUCAUCGCAUGAUUGAGUUUGUGGUGCGCGAGGGGCCCCUCUUUGAGGCAAUGAUCAUGAAUCGCGAAAUUGAGAAUCCCAUGUUUCGCUUCCUGUUUGAGAAUGACAGCCCAGCGCACAUCUACUACCGCUGGAAGCUCUUCAGUCUCCUCCAGGGCGACACGCCGAGUGAGUGGCGCGAAAAGGAGUUCCGGAUGUUUGUCGGGGGGAGCGUGUGGAAGCCACCACCGUUGAAUUUCUACACGCAGGGCAUGCCGGAUGAGCUGAUGCCCGAGGAUGCCAAUGAAUCCAACAAGGGGGCGCUCUCAAAUGCGCAGAGGGAUCGUUUGGAGGACUUAAUAAGGCAUUUAACGCCGGAAAGGACAAAAAUUGGGGACGCCAUGAUUUUCUGCAUUGAGCACGCUGAUGCAGCGGAUGAGAUUUGCGAAUGUAUUGCGGAAUCAAUGGCAAAUCCAGAGACACAGCCACCGAAGAAGAUUGCCCGCCUCUAUCUCAUCUCCGACAUUCUGCACAAUUGCAGUGUCAAAGUACAAAAUGCCAGCUUCUUCCGGAAAGCCAUGGAGAAGAACCUCCUGGACAUUUUCCGGGAACUCAAUGCGGCUUAUAUGAAUAUUGAGAGUCGCCUCAAAGCGGAGGGUUUCAAGGUGCGCGUCCUGCAGGUGUGUCGAACGUGGGAGGAGUGGGUGGUGUAUCCGCGGGAGUUCCUUCUGAAGCUGCGCAACACUUUCCUGGGGCAACCGACGAGUGAGAGUCCCGCUGAGGAGCUCGAUGGGGCCCCACUCUCGGGUGAUGAGAAGGAUGAUGAGGAUCUCGAUGGGGUGCCCCUGGAUGGGGCUGCAUUGCUAAAGAGCGCCAUGCUGCGUGGUUUGCCGGACAUGGUGGCAGCUGAGGGGCAUCGUAGCACCGCCACGGCCACCUCUGUGGAGCGCAAUAGCCAUGACAGUGAUGCUGAUGAUGAUAUUGAUGGGAUUCCAUUGGAUGAGGACAUUGAUGGGGUCCCGCUGGGGGUGGGAUUUGGGAAGGGAGCUGGUGGGGCGUUUGUGCCGUCAAAGUGGGAAACGGUGGAUCCGGAACAGAUUGAGGCACAAGCCGUGACGACGAGUAAAUGGGAUAAGUUGAAUCCCGUAACGCCAGAGCCACCACGAAUUGGUGGUGGUGGGGAUAGUGAUGAUAGUGACGAUGGUGAGAGCUUGGGGGCGUCGGACGCAGCGCGGGAUUACGAUGAGGAGCGUCGAACGCGUUUGCGUGAGAUUGAAUUGAAAAUUCUGCAGUAUCAGGAUGAAUUGGAGUCCGGGAAGAGAUCACUCAAGACUGGCUGGACGAUGGCGCAGCAGAUUGAGCACUUCCGGCGGAAACUCAUGAAGAAGUCUCUCCGGGAUCCACGGGGGCAGGAGAAUUCGGAUUCAGCCUCAUCGGAGAAGUAUUCAUCAACUUCCAGAGAACGAAGGUCAGAGAGGAGGAGUCCCAGCCCUCAAGAACUCACAAAAAGGACAUCACAUCGAUCACGAUCGCCAUAUGCGAAAAAAUCCUCAAGGGAUUCAAUUUCCCCACCAAGGAAUUCCAAGCUGAAACGCGGCAGAUCGCGCAGUGCGUCGGAUUCCCCAAAGAGAUACCGAGAUAGGCGUUAUGAUGCAAGUCCCCCGCGUACAAAGUAUCGUUCCCCAUCGCCACGGAGUUCCCGGUCGAGCAGGGACUUUGUCCGGGAAGCUUCACCACCCGCAACAUCUUCCGGACGCUACAGUAGCUCAUCAAAAUCCUCCCCAAGUCGGCAUCGGGCUGACAAGCACAAGCAUCGGCAUAAAUACUAAAAAACGAAUGGGGCGCUCCUCUCUCGGACCUCCCCUGAAAACUCCGUUUUUGUGUUUUCCUUCCUCUUCUGCAGAGUUUUAGUAAGAAAAUCAAGAAAAAAGUCACUCGUUGUCAAUUUGUAGUGUGUUUUGUCGUCCUGAUGAGACGUAUCCUUGUCCUGGAACUCCUGGAGAGAUCAUCGUGUGAGAUGAAAGAAUUAUUAUAAAAAAAAUUGUAAAGUAAUAAAGAUGAGAAGAAAAAGACAGGAAGAAGGCACAGAGAGGAUAAAUGUGAGAAGAAGAAAACAAUAAAAGAGUUAUGAGAAUGGAAAAAAAAA
Messenger RNA from Lutzomyia longipalpis, 3199 nucleotides. RefSeq names its product U2 snRNP-associated SURP motif-containing protein. Gene Ontology annotation, biological process: RNA processing. Lineage: Eukaryota; Metazoa; Arthropoda; Insecta; Diptera; Psychodidae. Gene Ontology annotation, cellular component: nucleus. The coding region runs from base 48 to 2882 and encodes 944 amino acids. Gene Ontology annotation, molecular function: RNA binding. The transcript has 9 exons. The record is from RefSeq and is a predicted model, not a curated record.